Molecule: messenger RNA, 3145 nt
Organism: Dunckerocampus dactyliophorus (ringed pipefish)
Lineage: Eukaryota; Metazoa; Chordata; Actinopteri; Syngnathiformes; Syngnathidae
Gene: gpatch2
Product: G patch domain containing 2
Exons: 10
Coding region: 80-1696 (538 amino acids)
Molecular function (GO): nucleic acid binding
Source: RefSeq, a predicted model, not a curated record
CUCCUCCUCCUCCCCGUCGUCGUCUUCUUCUUCUUUUUCUUCUUCUUCCUCCUCAUCCUCCGCCUCCUCACUCGCUUUUAUGUCAGGAUGUUGCCUGUGGUGGCUAAAUGUUAUUCCAUUGUUUCUGGCUAAAGGUACCCAGCAUUCUGUGGCUUUAAUGUUCCGUGCGGCUAACAGAAAAACCAUCAGCAAAGCGGGAAACGGCUGGCACUUUCGCCGGACAAUGGACGAGCUGGUCCAUGAUCUGGUGUCAGCACUGGAGGAGAGCUCAGAGCAGGCGGCGCGGGGUGGCUUUGGCGAUGGCGGCGACCACGCGUUGUCCGUGGGCUGUCUGCUGAAAAGACAGGCCCGCAAACGCAGGGGCAGGAAACGGCGCUCGGACAACCCGCACCCGCCCUGGGAGGCGGGACACCUGAGCGAAGGCUCGGAGUCCAGUGUAGAGGAACACAAGGACUACCGUGCCAGCACAGGAGGCGUGUCCGCCGCCAACAGCCAUGCUCGUGACAACAGCGACUCGGACGAGCAGCUCGGCCCCAAACGGCGCACCCCCCUGAUGUCCGACAUGGGCAGAGGCAAGCGCCCACUGUGGCCGGACGACCUGGGCAUCCUAGGCUCCACCGAGGGAACGCGCAGCCUCAGGCGACGCCGCAAGGUCAAACGCAUGGCCGUGGACCCCCCUGCCGAGCCGGAGCCCCCCUCCACUAUGAUGCUGGCCCCUCCGCCCGUCCCCAAAGGCCGUGCGGGAGCCAGACCCGAAGCCAGGGUGGCCAUGGAGAUCUGCGGAGGAGGGCUGGCAGGGCCGGUGGGUGGGAAGAGCAGGAUGAAGAAGAGGAAGCUGGCCCCCCUUAGGGUUGGAGUGGAGGCUGCCGACGAAGGGGUGGUGGUGGAGAGCGAGGAGCCCGUGGCUUCUCCGGUGGAGGCCUCCAAGGACAAGAUGGAGCUGGAGGAGCAGAAGGGGUCGGACGAGGAGAUGAGUGACAGGUGUGAGACGAGCAGUGUGAGUAACAGCAGCGACGGAGGCCUCUACACCAACGAUGAGGGCAGGCAAGGUACUCCCUCUUCAUGUGUUAAAGGCGACGACGAGCAGAGUGACUGGUUCUACGAGGGUGAGCCCGGCUCCGGUUCGGUGCCCGGGGGCGCUUGUGGGGUGGCGGGCGUCAUCCCCUGGUGGGAGAGGGACGCCGGAUCAGAGGAGCUGGAUCUGACGGACCCGGUCUUCAAUAACAUCCUCACAGGCUCCUUCCCCCUCAUGACCACCGAUGCCAAGAGAGGAUUCCAGGCCCGACUGAACCGUCUUCACGGACACCAGAAGCAGGGCGGCAGUGGUCAAGAGCCGUGGUUCAGCUCAGGCUCCAGGCGGGACCAUGGACAGUUGCACUGGGACACUCGGCCAGACAGAGGCCACCGGAGAAGCUGCUCCGUAAAAACAGCCAACAGACAGACGAGCGGCCACCUCGGCUCCCUGUGCAUGGGUGACGUCAAGCGGAGGCGGAAAGCAGCCCCCCUUGGCUCCACGGCGCCCUCAGCAGUGGUUGGGGAGAACGUGCCACCCAUCCCGGACACCAACGUGGGCAACCGCAUGUUGCAGAGCAUGGGGUGGAGCCCGGGCAUGGGCCUGGGUCCAGAGGGGCGGGGAAUCACCGAGCCCAUCCGGACCUUACAGAGACCGAAGGGUGCAGGUCUAGGUUUCAACUGACCUCCGCACAGAUUCUGGGACCUAAAAGGGGGCGUAGGAGUGAGGCGUCGCUGCAGGAAAACAUCUGUACAGGAGGCAUUGGAAGAAUAACUUCCCAUAUUGGGGAGACUGCAAGGAGCCUGGGAGGUGGUCAGUGGAUGUGAGCUGAAGCAAAGACUGAACCUCCAUGUUGGAGGACCUCUUUUUUGACCUCUCUGCCUCAUCAGCAACUAUCAGGCUACCAGGUAACGUGACCGCACAGUUUCAGACUGCAGGUCAGUUGCAUAAUUCUGUACAGUAUAGUUGUGGACUAUAUCUCCAGAUAAAGACUGUGUGAAGUUACACUGUAUUGAUGUACGGACCCUCUCCGUUUUAUUGCUUACAGAAUGUUCAUCCUUUAAAAAAAAAAAAAAAAGACUCAACCCUUUUAUUUUUUCCACCACAAAAAUUUGCAUGUGCAGCACACUGUUCCAGUUAUAUUUUAUUGACAAGGGUUUUAUCUGCACUCACAACAUUUCAAGCAUUUUAAUGUUGAUUUGUUUAUUUACCACCUCAAAAAAGGACAAAAGUCAGUUUGUGCAGCUGAUUGAAAUGUGGUCAGAAUUUUGAAAUCGUGCAUUGGAUUACAGUCGUCCCUCACAAUAUUGCUGUUCCGAUAUCACUCCCUAAUAGUGCAUUGGAUUACAGUCGUCCUUUCACAAUAUUGCUGUUCCAAUAUCACUCCCUCGCUUGACGGUUUCCCAGAAAUUAAUUAAUUAAAACAUGUUCGCUCUUUCGAGGUAGACUAUGGUCUAUUAUUAGUCAAGACAUGGAAAUCCAAGUGAUAUGUAGUAUUGUGGUCACUAGGUGGCAAUAAUGACACAAAGCAUUGAGACAUUAGCUGACAUGACAUUACCUUAACACUGCAUGAAGUCAGCCGUGCUAUGUCCCACACAGUAGUGAAAAAAAGUUAUCCCAUUCUGUGUGGAAGUGGUAUGUUUUUGGCUUAAGUUUAGAAGAAAUACAGGGUAGCUGGUUAGCUCGUUAGCUUGCUAGCUAGCAGCCGUCUGGAGUCCUUGCAGCAUAAGAGUUGCAAUGUGGUGUAAACUAUGAAUAAUAUGAGUGUAAAGGUGACAAAAAGUGUGUUAUUUCAUGUGUACACGACUCUGGUAAUGUUAAAAAUCAUUGUUAGAAAGUCAUGAACAGGUUUUCUAUGCUCUAUGAAAAUAUUCCAUAUAUUAACAUUGAAUCCUAUAUCGCGGAAAUUAAUUGAACUUGGAACCAAGUACCCGCCACAAAUGAGGGACGACUCUGUGAUGGAAAUCAAUAGAGGAAAUGCUACUUUGCCUAUUCUUUUGGGUUGGUAUUCAUUGAAAUGAUUUUUUUUUUGUCUUGAUUGACACUUGACUCAGCUAGUCAAUGUGAGCGAAUGUGUCUUAUUAAGAUGAGAGGUCCAAUAAAGACAAAAGUCACACAGAGCUAAGAACCGAC